AACCGUGCGGGGAGCAGCGCCCGCUGCUCGGGAGAAGCUGCAGCGGGAGGUCCCCAGGGCAGCGCUACCCCCGCACCCCGAGCCGGGCUAGACUCGAGGAGCGAAAUUCCUUGGAGAUGACUUGUAAUAAAAACUAACGAGUUUGCAAAGUGAAUAGCGGUCCUGCCAGCAAAUCUUUGGGAGACAGCAGAAGAGCUUAAUCAGAAAGUCUACAGGCAAAGGCUUUAAAUACUCUAAAUUACCUGGGGUCGUUAAAACGUUUUCAGAAUGACUUCCUUGGCUGACGUGCCCCCGAAUUAUGAAACGAUGUUUGCUCAUCGAUUCACAUCAGAAGAUAAAGAAUACCAAGAGUACCUGAAACGCCCUGCAGACCCCCCUCCCAUAGUUGAAGAAUGGAGAAACAGAUCUGGUGGCAACCAGAGAAACAGAGAUCGGUUUCAAGAUGGCAGAUAUUUUAGAGGGGACAGGUACAACUGGCAAGGUGACUACAGAUCUAAUCAGAGGCCAGAAAGAGGUUGGGGUAAUAACUACCAGCAGCACAGACAAGGACAAUACGGCUCAUCCCACUACGGACAAUACGGCUACAACUCCUACAACCCAGGACCUCGCUACCAUCCCUACUGAUGUACCUGGGGAUUGAAAGUCCAGUAAUGCUAUGUAAUAAAUUCAGUUAGCUUUCAGUUUUUUUAUUUUUCCACAGUUUUACAGAUAACUGAAGAAUCAGUCCGUUGCUGUUUCUCUGUAGUGUGAAAUGAAAAAGGGAAUGCCUGUUACGAAUAAUAAAAGCGUAUUAUACAGAGUUUGUUUAGAGUCUGUAGAUUUUAGAUUAAAUUUCUAUCUCGUCCUUUUGUCUGAAUAUGUACUAGUACACACCUUUUGUUCCACCACUAAGAUU
Molecule: messenger RNA, 895 nt
Organism: Lepidothrix coronata (blue-crowned manakin)
Lineage: Eukaryota; Metazoa; Chordata; Aves; Passeriformes; Pipridae
Gene: RAMAC
Product: family with sequence similarity 103 member A1
Exons: 4
Coding region: 268-624 (118 amino acids)
Biological process (GO): RNA 5'-cap (guanine-N7)-methylation
Molecular function (GO): RNA binding
Source: RefSeq, a predicted model, not a curated record